UCAUUCUUCAUAGGGAUAUUUCGCGUAUUUCAACACUCCACACUCGAGAAUAGAGUUCAUGUGUGUUGUAUCGGUUUUUUUGUCAAGGUACAGUUGUCAUUUUCAUCUGGGUGUAUUUAAUGUGUUGAGCUGAAACUAAAGUAGAGCCAAAACAUGGCAUGUUCAGAGGACAGCGUCGAUUUCAACAAAAUACCCCUAGUUGCCUUAAAUCACAGUGUAAGAAAAAAACUGGGACUUUACUUGAAUCCUACCAGCACCGUCGCGGCAGACUGGACAACAAUCGCGGAAAGUAUGGACUUUUCAUACCUGGAAAUCAAAAAUUAUGAAGCUUGUCAAAAUCCCACAUUGAAGAUUCUGGAUGAUUGGCAGUGUCGCUGCUCUGACACAAGUGUUGGAAAAUUACUUUCAUUGAUCGAGACUGCUGAAAGAAGUGACAUCAUCAGUGAUCUUAAACCAUCAAUAGUGGAGGACUGCAUCAAGUAUCUCAAGAAGCAAGCGGAGCCCCCAGUACAAGUACCAGAGAUCCACAGCUCCGUCAAAACUCCGGAGCCUUAUGGCAUCACCAUGCGAGAUGAUCCAAGAGGGGAAUGUCCUGAGAUGUUCGACGCCUUCAUUUGCUACUGCGAAAGCGACUUCACCUUUGUCUCCGAGAUGAUCAAGGAGCUGGAGCAGACCGAGUACAAGCUGAAGUUGUGUGUGUUCGACCGGGACGUGCUGCCUGGCUCCUGUGUGUGGACCAUCACCAGCGAGCUCAUUGAGAAGAGGUGUAGGAGGAUGGUGGUUGUGAUUUCCGAUGACUACCUCGACAGUGAGGCCUGUGAUUUCCAGACCAAGUUUGCUCUCAGUAUUUCCCCAGGUGCCCGCAGUAAGAGGCUCAUCCCUGUGCUGUACAAGUCCAUGAAGAAGCCGUUUCCCAGCAUCCUUCGCUUCCUGACCGUGUGUGACUACAGCAGGCAGUGCACCCAGGCCUGGUUCUGGAGCCGCCUGGCAAGGGCCCUCUCCCUGCCCUGAGGGAGGCUGGGAUGGAUGGAGGGAUGGAUGGGUAAAUGGAUGAAUAGAAAUAUGGGUGGAUGAACAGAUGGAUGGAUGGAUGAAUAGAUAGAUGGAUGAAUUCAUGGAUGGAUGGAUGACUGAGUGCAUGGAUAGAUAGGUGUGUGAAUGAAUGAAUGUAUGGAUGUAAGCUUGGAUGAAUAAUUGGAAAAAUGAAUGGAUGAACAAAGGGAUGGACGAAUGACUACAUGCAUGUAUGGAUGGAUGGAUGGAUGGCCUGUGAUUGUUGCCAUCGAAUUGUGACUUGUGACAUUCUCCAAGUAGACUCUAACCUAGUGGUAGGAGUGGGGAUGUAAUGGAUACGUCACCAUGGCUACAUUGUGAAAAGUCUUGAUUGUCCUUGUACAAAGUGAAUGUUUCUCAAGAAGAUGCCUACCUGCUUUAAACAUUUGAGUGCCAGUUUAUUGGUAACUUCACUGGGAUGACUUUUGGUAGGCACGUUUUUGUAAUGCAUUAAGGAGUAUACAGUAGUAGAAUGUAAAGUUUUCAUUUCAAUUGUCAGGCCUUUUAUUAGAAUAGCAUCUGACCAGUAAUGGGAACAGACAUUUUAUGGUAGCCUACUUCUACCAUGACCUGAAAGUAACAUGGGUGCUGUUCUCGUGGCAUUUUUUGACUGUUACACUCAUGGGGAGAAUAACAUACCGUAGGUACAGAGUUAAUUUGCACCACUGCAUAUCAAUUUACCUGACAAGACAGGAUGAAGAUCAGGAUUUUAGUUGAACAUUUGUGUACAUAUUUUAUUCUCCUGUAUUCAGUACAGGUUAUAGUCUUCAAUAAGUGACAAACCACAAGAUCAUUUUGAAUAACUUCACGUCAGAGCAUGUUUUGUACUUUUAAGAGAUAUUUUGAAUGUUUUGUUUUUUGGGAUCUUUUUUUCUUCAUUUCAUAAUCCUAGAUCAAUUCAUGUUAAGUGUUUGAUUUACAGUAUUUGUACUAUUUUCCAACUCCAAAAAGAUUAAAUGGUGGAAAAAGGAU
This is a messenger RNA of Engraulis encrasicolus (European anchovy), 2025 nucleotides long. It is a transcript of the gene myd88, whose product is annotated as MYD88 innate immune signal transduction adaptor. Gene Ontology annotation, biological process: defense response to Gram-positive bacterium; toll-like receptor 4 signaling pathway; Toll signaling pathway. The record is from RefSeq and is a predicted model, not a curated record. Gene Ontology annotation, cellular component: plasma membrane. Gene Ontology annotation, molecular function: TIR domain binding; Toll-like receptor binding. NCBI's taxonomy places the organism in Eukaryota, Metazoa, Chordata, Actinopteri, Clupeiformes, Engraulidae. The transcript is spliced from 5 exons. Bases 154 to 1011 code for a protein of 285 amino acids.